AUGGCCAUCCUGGGUCAAGUUUGCUUGAAUGCUUUGGUCUCACACCCGUCACAUCUGGUGUCUUUUCAGCUUUUGGCAGCGGCCCAGAGCAUUUCUCGGCUGGCUCAUGGGACUGAUGGCGUUGACUGGGACCGUCACUUGCAGCUCAACGUUGUGGAAUGGAAUCCCAAAGCCUAUGCGUUAGAGAGUGGAUGCAAAUACUAUGUGCUACUGCAGAUUGAUGGUGACCUGGUUGCCAGCACGCGCGCGCUAGCUGAGGACCGGCCAUUUUGGCAGGAAGAUGUGCGUGUCCGGAUCCCAGAGGACUUUGAGCUGAUUCGGCUUGUCCUAUAUGCGCGCAGUGAGCGGACCAAAGAUGAACCCAUUGCCAUGGUGACCUUGGAUAAGCGAGAAAUGCUGGCCGAGGGCCCGUUGGACAAGUGGCUGCCGUUGCGAGUCAUGGGCAAGGUCAAUAUUGACAUCGAGAUCCAAGCCCAUCGUGACAUUCAAGAGCCAGCGUUCCAACGCGCCGCCAUGGCACCAGACACUCUGAUGGCAAAAAUCAUGAUCAUUGAGGGCGCCACGUUCAGGCUCCCGAACCUCUAUGCCCUGAUUACCCUAGAUCAGAACGCCGUCAGCGGUGUCUAUCUCCAUACGCCCGAUGCUGUUUACAAACACGCCGAGCAAGUGUGCCACACCAAAGUUUUCCGACGUGAUCGCGACCCUAUUUGGUGUGAAACCUUUGUUCUUCCCGUCACCCCCAAGCAGAUUGGCGUAGCACCUGUUGUGCGCGUUUCCGUGUGGCAAGCAUUGGAAGAUCAAGAUGACCGUCUUCUUGGCUUCUCAGUGGUACCAAUAGAGUCCAAACACUUGGCUACCACGCGUGCGACACGUUGCAAGAGCGAGGGCGCUGCCUCCACACUGGGAGCUCUUGGUGAAUGGUUUGCCGUUCAAAGUGAAACUCUGCAACAACAGGUAUUGCUCCUGCUAGAGAAAGUUAAAGAAGAGACUGCGGAGGUGUUGCCUGAGCUUGGAUCCUUGCGCAUCAAGGCGGUGCUGGCCGAGUUGCAGCUACUUCCCAUUGACAAUUACGAAUGCUUGCAAACAUUUUUGCGUGAAGCUUUGGAGUAUGAACCCUUUCAUGAGUCGCCGAUUCUAGAGUUGGCCCAACGGGUUAAAAAUUUGGAAAAGCUGGCUCGCACCCUCCUCUUGGCAUACCAGCAUCUUGAUCGUGAUAUAGAGUUUGCGAUCAAGGUGGCGCAACACGACAUCGAUCAAUGUUCGAGCGCGCCCACGCUAUUCCGUGGCAACACCUUGGCUACCAAAGUGGUCGAACAAUAUUUGCGCAUGAACGGCAGCAACAUGUUGUGGUACACCCUCAGUCAAGUCCUCAACGAAGUCCUUACUCAUGAGGUGGCUUUGGAGAUCAACCCUGACCUUGUGAGCUCACCCGCCGUCUUGGAGCAGAACCAGUUUCAACUCAAGCAGCUCGUUGAACAGGCCUUGAUCGACAUGGUAUCAUCUACCUCUAUGGUCACCGAUGACAUCAAAGUGAUCAUGACGGCCAUAGCAACAAAAGCCCGCCAAAGAUUUCCAGAGGAUUCCACCACACCGUUGCGGGCUGUGAGCGGCUUUAUCUUUCUUCGGUUUUUUGCGGCCGCCAUUCUCAAUCCGCAGUCGUUUGACCUCUGCCAAGUCAUUCCAACGCCGGCCGUCAAGCGCACUCUCACCCUGAUUUCCAAGCUGGUUCAAAGCCUGGGAAAUCUUGGCACCGAAAGCAACCUGAAAGAGGCUUUUAUGAAAGACAUUUUGAAGAACGUGCAUGAGCGCCAGAGUGGCCGGGUUCGCUUUUUCCUAGACAAAUUGUCCUCAUUGAAGGACCAUGAGAGUGCAACGCGUCGACUCAGCUCAGCAUAUCGGCCUGCCGGCAGCCUUCUGGCUGUCAUUAAAGAAGGUUUCUUGACCAAGCGAGGCCUUGGUCGAAAGAAGAGCGUCAUGGGCAUGAACGUGAGCGGUCUCAAAAACCUCAAGCGACGCUUUGUCAUCCUCAGCAAUGAAGGGCUAUCUUAUCACAAGGAUAAAGGUGGCCCGGCUCUGGGCAAAUUUACGCCUCAAGACAUUAUUGGCGUCGAGCUGGCCCAGGAAGACGCUUUGGGCGAGUUUGCUUUUCAGGUGCUGCUGGCCAAGCAACAACCUCUGUACCUGGCGGCCGAAAACGCGGUGGAUCGCACAGAAUGGAUUUUGUCCUUGCGCCGCUACUGCGAGAACAACAUGGGGCUUAGCCCCACGUAUCACCCAGGCCUGUAUGCGGGAGCCUGGACAUGCUGUGCUAGCCGGGAUGACGAGGCCCCGGGUUGUCGGCCUUGCACACGGGAAUCGAGCGAGCGCUUCCCACGACUGCGGGGAUUUGAGCGUCCGGAACUGCGUUUGACGAUGGAACAGGUAUAUCAGUUCUGCCUUGAGGCACAAGGGGCCCUGCAAGCUGAGACACACAAAACUGUUACCCCUGGUCUGGGCACCUUUGUCAGCGUGACCCAACGCUUGUAUUUGCUUCAUGAGGAAAAGAACAAAACAUGCCAUCGGCGUGUGCUGUUUGUCGGCGGCCUUUUGGCUGGCUCACCAACCGCGAGGGUGUCUGUGCCGUCUGCGGGUGCUACUUGUGCCAUGCAUGCGCACAGCAAAGCCGAGGCAAACAACACCAAUGCAGCUGUCGCGUCAGCCUCUCAACAGCAGCAUGCAGGCCAGCAACAGCAACAGCACCUGGAUCAGCUUCCCCGCUGGCUGCGCGAGCAAUAUGAGCGUCGUGGUGUGGGCUCAAGGUCUUUUCAGCCCCAGGCUCUGAGUCCAGCCCGACAACUAGCUCACAAUCCUACACAUGUGCCUGCCAAUGCCUCGCAACCCACACCUCAAGCAGACAUCAUGCUUGAGACUGACUCAGCGUGUGACCAGGCGCUUCCUUCGUCUUCCCUACCCUCCGUGCCGCAAGCGCAGAAAGGUGACGCGGCUCCAUUUGAGCAACCAGCAUCCAUUCCCACUAUGGACGAGCUGCAGCGACGCUUGGAAGCCUUACGUGCCGACAGGUCACCGCAACCAGCCUCAGCCCACAAGACGGUCGAUGCGGGCGCAAGACUGCAAGCGCGGUUGGAUCAAGUGCGAGGGCAUCAAGGUCCACAACAAGGCCAUGUAUCUUCGGAAGCUGAUCUUGCCGAACGGUUAGCCAAGGUCUCGGGUGGCCAGCGCGUCAUCCAACAUGCACGUGUCAGCGACUGGCAUGAUGCAGCUCAACAGGAAGCAGAUCUGUCCGAGGCUGAAAAGGCUGAUUUGCUCGUGCAGCAAGCCAUGGACGAGGCGCAGCUCGCCCGUGGAGCCGGCCUGCACGCAGACGGCGACGCUGCAUCAAACUGCAGUGACGCUGCCGAUGACUGGUUGGAUGAACAAACUUUACGAGACCUCGCGGCCGGCAAGUGGCCCAUCCAAAAAAUCAACGAGGGAGACUCGGAACCAGGCGCGACCCUCGAUGCCAAGGUUGAACACGACUCGGACCCUAAGGACCUGACUGCAAGCCGCGCAUUACCGGGCGAUGACGGGCCUCUUUCAGCCGAUGCUGACAUGCCGCUCGUCGAUUUGGCCCAGCAAUGGCAACGAGACGCCGAUAAAGCACAGACUUCUAUCAAUUCUGACAAUGCUGAUAUUACCACACUCCUCGGCGAUGCGCAGGGGCUCAUUGCUCAGGGUGACACUGAUCAGCAAAAUGCCGACACACCACAGCAUGAGCGUCAGCGCACGCGCAUCUCGCUCAAGUUCUACAUCAUCAUCAUCAUCAUCCUCUUCAUCGUCAACGUCAAGAUCCACGGCAUCGCUCUCUGUCUCAGUGAGACAUGAGAUGGUGGAUGACACCAGCGUCGCAAAGCUCAAUCAAGCUGCAGCAGACGUGCUCAGAGAGGCCGCGACAUUGACCACACCCAAACAAGACGCUGGCGUGUCAGCUUCAGGAAAUGAGUCGGCUGGCCCAGAUGCGCCAUCGCCAACGUGAGGGCCUGGCCGUUUCAGAGCAUUUUUUGCCUGCAUAUCGCUUCAAUCGCUCGAGCUGUGCUUGCUUGUGAGCGCGUGCAGAUGCAUCUAUGAUUCCCCUUCCUCGCUCUUCUUGUUUGCCAUCUUACUAAUAAAAAUCCCAAAC
Molecule: messenger RNA, 4156 nt
Organism: Monosiga brevicollis MX1
Lineage: Eukaryota; Choanoflagellata; Craspedida; Salpingoecidae
Exons: 28
Coding region: 1-3861 (1286 amino acids)
Biological process (GO): regulation of GTPase activity; intracellular signal transduction
Source: RefSeq, a predicted model, not a curated record